Molecule: messenger RNA, 987 nt
Organism: Pomacea canaliculata
Lineage: Eukaryota; Metazoa; Mollusca; Gastropoda; Architaenioglossa; Ampullariidae
Product: chromosome transmission fidelity protein 8 homolog
Exons: 3
Coding region: 78-467 (129 amino acids)
Biological process (GO): mitotic sister chromatid cohesion
Cellular component (GO): Ctf18 RFC-like complex
Source: RefSeq, a predicted model, not a curated record
CUGCUUGUCAGGGUUAGUGACCUGCUGCUGGCGCCAAACUUUGAGCAACAACUCUCAUUAGUGGUAAAAUUAAAUCGAUGGUACAGCUUUUCGUAAAAAUUCCCGGAGAAAGAGGCGAGUGUCCAGAAUGGGCCAUGAUAGAACUGCAAGGGGAGUUGGAGACCAGACACUCAGUUCCACUCAGCGGAAAGUUAAUAGGAGAUCUACACUUUACUUUUAAAGAUGUACCUGUACUAAUAAUUGGGCAUCAUAUUUUGCAUGGAAAAGUCACUCAGCUGGAGAAGCCAUUGGCAGUUUUAACUAAACAUUUACCACAUCAGCCAAUGGAUGUUGAUAAUGACAUACUUACAGGACAAGAAGUGUCUUGUUCUCAAACUGAAUAUCAUGUUCAGGCUAUUAUUCGGAAGAAGAUCCUCUUUAAGACUAGACCAAAACCAAUUAUUGCAAAUGUACCUAAGAAGCUCUAAUGAAGGCUUUUCAAAAUAAUUUGCUUUAUAGAUUGCUAAUGCAGAGAUUUUUGUAAGGAAAUAUUACAUUUAUUUAAGACAAAUAAUAUUUGUAUUUAGUUUCUUUUUUUAAUGGAAUAUUAUGCAUGAUGGGAUGGGAGAUCACUAAUGAGUUGCACAUAUGCAUUAAUCUUUCACUGCUGAAGCUCUGAGGCAAAAGCUAAAAACUGCUUCAUCCCUUUUCUUUGGAAAGCUUCCGUUGAAACAUAAGCAGAGAUGCAUGUGCCUUUAUGCAUGCUUGUAUAUAAAAAUCUGUUAUAUAGACACAACUGUAUUUUGAAUGUGUCAAAAGAAAUGAGCUAAAAACUGAAUCACUAUGCAGAAAGACACAUAGGGCAAAUGACUUGACUAUGCAGAAAUUUGAAUCAACAGAACAAAGACAUGCUUGGGGGUAAAACCUGUAAAACUCUCAAAUAGCAUUUAAUUUUUUUUAUACUUUAUUCAGAAACUUUCAUUGCUUUAUUAAAGGAUUGAAAGAUUA